UUCCAGGUCCCGUCUGGCUGAUUUCCACACCAACUGCCAGGCCACCUUCCAGUCCCUGACCAGCUGCCCUGGGGACAACUACCAGGCGUGCCUGGGCUCCUACGCAGGGCUCAUCGGCUUCGACAUGACCCCCAACUACGUCGACGCCAGCACCACCAGCAUCACCAUCUCGCCCUGGUGCUCCUGCAAGGGCAGCGGGAACAUGGAGGAGGAGUGCGAGAAGUUCCUGCGGGACUUCACGGAAAACCCCUGUCUCCGAAACGCCAUCCAGGCCUUUGGCAACGGGAGCGACGUGAGCGUGGCCCCCAAAAACCCCUCUCCCCCCGUCACGGUGCCUCCCAGGCCGGAGAAGAGCCCGGCCCUGCCCGACGACGUCAACGACAGCAACACCAUCUACGACACCAGCGUCGUCCCCGCCUGCACCUCCGCCCAGGAACAAGGACUGAAGCCAAACAAGUCCAAAGAGCAGAACCUGUGCUACUCAGAG
This is a messenger RNA of Neopelma chrysocephalum (saffron-crested tyrant-manakin), 487 nucleotides long. RefSeq names its product GDNF family receptor alpha-2-like. Gene Ontology annotation, biological process: nervous system development. The annotation marks the transcript as partial. Gene Ontology annotation, cellular component: external side of plasma membrane; signaling receptor complex. The transcript is spliced from 4 exons. The record is from RefSeq and is a predicted model, not a curated record. Lineage: Eukaryota; Metazoa; Chordata; Aves; Passeriformes; Pipridae. Gene Ontology annotation, molecular function: signaling receptor activity.